Molecule: messenger RNA, 824 nt
Organism: Anopheles stephensi (Asian malaria mosquito)
Lineage: Eukaryota; Metazoa; Arthropoda; Insecta; Diptera; Culicidae
Product: cilia- and flagella-associated protein 251-like
Exons: 2
Coding region: 53-775 (240 amino acids)
Cellular component (GO): extracellular matrix
Source: RefSeq, a predicted model, not a curated record
CCGCAUUUGCAACCUGUUUCAUCUUCAUUAAGUUUCAUCUUCAACUACCAAUAUGGCUAAGAUUUUGGUAGUUCUCUCAGCGCUCCUUGUUCUGGGAGCUGCAGCUCCUCAGAACUUGCAGCAGAAGCCCGGCACUCCACUGCAAGAGCGCAAAACCAAGAUGGACUGGGAGCAGAUCACGAACACGAUCGAAGAAGUGUUUGGCAUCGCCUCCGAUCGAAAGCAACAGGAAAAACAGGACACCACAGAGCAGUCUUCGGAAGAGCGUCGUAUUGAGCGGAAGCGUGAAUUCAUCGAGAACCAGCAAGAAGGCACCGGGUUAGAGAAUCGUGAGGAACGUAACCGUGAAGCUAUCGGCCGUGCUCAGGGACGGCUGCCAGCACGUGAAGCACGUCGUCGUCAGCAAAAAUCGCGCCAGCAGCAACAACGUGGAGGAGAGAAAUGGAAGGAUCAGCAACAGGAUGAAAGGAAGGAUCGAUACUACAAUGAUUUCCCACUGUACGAGUUCUCGUACGGUGUGCACGAUCCGGAAACUGGCGAUACGAAGGAACAGUGGGAAAAGCGGGUCGGUGAUCAUGUGAAGGGAAAGUACACGCUCGAUCAGCCCGAUGGUACGAAGCGGGUGGUUGAGUAUGAGGCGGAUGAUAAGAGUGGUUUUGAGGCGAUCGUGAAGGAAAUCGACCGUAUCGAUGAUCGUCAUCGUGGUGAUGUGCGCUGGGGACAUUCCGAUGGGCGGGUGGCUCAGAGCUACAGCAAGCUGAAGAAGGUGGAUUAAAUUGUUCAACGGUGUGAGUGCUUGAUGAGGCUGAUAACUAAGGGUUGAA